Messenger RNA from Triplophysa rosa, 2399 nucleotides. RefSeq names its product activating signal cointegrator 1 complex subunit 2 (gene ascc2). Gene Ontology annotation, biological process: regulation of DNA-templated transcription. The record is from RefSeq and is a predicted model, not a curated record. Gene Ontology annotation, molecular function: ubiquitin binding. The transcript is spliced from 19 exons. Lineage: Eukaryota; Metazoa; Chordata; Actinopteri; Cypriniformes; Nemacheilidae. Bases 116 to 2395 code for a protein of 759 amino acids.
CUCGUCGGGACGAGCAUACAGGAAGUUCGUGCAGAUGGAUGUGAUUGCUUUAGUUCAAGCUGUGAAACAUCUGCUAAACGAUUCAGUAUAAGAGAGUAAGUUAGAGCAUGAAGAAAUGGCGUGUGCAAAAGUUCCUUUAGAUGAACAACAUGUAACCGAGCCCUCUGGACCCCAGGGCGGAGAACGCACCCUACCAGCACUACACCCUGACCGAAAGGAGGAGAGAUGUUUCUUACCUUAUAAACGUCCACCUGAGGAUGGCGUACCUGCACUAGUUGAGGAGUUCCUGGAGCUUGCUCAGUUCAUCUCAGAAGACCUGGAGUGGUUGUUGGCCUUACCUCAUGACAAGUUCUGGUGUCAGGUGGUGUUUGAUGAGUCUUUACAGAGGUGUUUGGACUCUUAUUUGAGGCACACUCCCCGUGGUUUGGACCCGUCUGGUCUCUCGUCUACGCCAGCAGUAGCCAACAUGCAGGGGAACAUUCACCGCUCUGUGUUUAUGGUGUUUCUUAGAAUGGCUACGCACAAAGAGUCAAAGGAAAACUUCAUCACCCCUGCUGUGUUUGCUGAGAUUAUUUACAACAACUACCUAUUUGACAUUCCUAAAAUUCUGGAUUUGUGUGUGCUGUAUGGGAAAGGAAAUUCCAAACUGCUUCACAAAAUGAUCGAGAACAUUUUUACUCAACAACCAAGUUAUUACGGCGAUCUGAAUGAAACGAUACCUUCGAUUAUCCAGGUGUUUGAUGCUGUUUUAGGGAAGUGUGGAAUUCAGUCAGAAGAUGCAGGUGCCAGUCAACCUCUCAAACUGAAUGCAAACAGAUGUCUAACUCCCAUGUCAAUGCCAGAGGAGGAGCUUACAGAAUUGGUGUUGUACAUUUGUGACACGUGCACCACUAUCCACUCUUUCUUGGACAUCUUCCCUGAGGCUUGUUCUUCUUUUAAACAGCACAACUUUCUUUACAGAUUAUCAUCAUUCUAUGCGAUGGUAAUUCCAGACCUGGAAAAAGCAGCGAGGAAGAGAAUUUUCAAUAAAAGUUUACAGGCGGAUAUGUGGAGACAAGUGUCUCAUUCCAGAAAGAAACUGGUGGAGAUUGUGCACCUGCUGCUUCAACACACAUGUUUACAGCCCAUACUGGAGGGCUCUGAAAACAUGCCAUCCUGCGUAGAAGAACUUCUACAAACCUUCACAGCUUUUCUUCAAGAGAAAAGAUUCCUGGCAGAUUACGAUGAACAGUUUCCUAUAGCAGAUGAUGUCAGUCUCCUUCAGCAAGCCUUCCCUCACUUAGAUGAGACCAGGACGUCGUACCUGUUGCAGGGUGUAGAGUCUGCCUGGGAGAGCGUGGGGAAGAAGAGGAGCUUCCCUUCCGCAUUCUCGUCAGCCAGUCACAGCGCAGGAGCCAGAAGCAAGUCUGGCAGGGAUACAUCAACUUCCAUGGAGGAAGGAGGUGGAAUUGCGGGAGUCAGAGAGGAGCUGAGAGGAGCAGAAGCUAUGACUGAGACUCCUCAUAAGGGUGACAAUGGGGCAGCAUGCACAGUGAGUGCUGGAGAAUUGGAGUCUCUGCUGUGUCAUAUUCGAGACCUGUUCCCGGACUUGGGAGAGGGAUUCCUACUAGCGUGUUUGGAAGAGUACGGUUACAAUUCUGAACUCCUCAUCAACAACAUCCUGGAAGAUAACCUGCCUCCUUCACUUGGCAAACUGGACAGGGCAAUGGCCAGGCCUGUGAAGAAGGAGGUCCCUGGCGUUUUGAGCUCCAGAUCGAAUGUGUUUGACGACGACGAGUUUGACGUGUUCAACCGCGACCGACUGGACAUGAGUCGAGUAUGGAAGGGUCGGAGACAAGGGGAGAGUGCACGUGCCACACUCAAUGACAAACAGCACAUAGAAGAGCAGAGAGAGAGAUAUCAAGCCUACGAGACGGUGGUGGAUGAGAUUCCCAUUGCAGACCAUAAUGCUUUCGACUUGGACGAUUACGAUGAUGAAUAUGAUGACACGUAUGAUAUCAACCAAAUAGGAGCCAAUGAUCUGGAUGAAGAGGAUGAAUUAUUGAACCGCAGGCCUUUCACUACUCCACAAGUGCUCAGAACAGGCAAACGGGCUGAGGAGGUGCUAGAAGAGGAGGAAGAAUACAAGGAUGAGUCUGUGAAGAGGGAUCUCUUCAUCCAAGACCCCGCGGUGCUCAGAGAGAGGGCGGAGGCCAGAAGAGCAGCCAUGCAGAGCAGGAAAGGCUACAGACCACCUCCACAAAAUCAUGUGGCAGGAGGUCCGAAGGGACAGGGACAGUCACAGGAGACCGUCACGGACCGUCGAAGGAAAGAGGCCUACAAGAGUCGUGGAGCCAAUCACAAUCGCAGAACAAUGGCUGACAGGAAGAGGAAUAAAGGCAUGAUCCCUUCCUGAGUCA